ACCUGGAAGAUCGUUGCGCAGCUACUUCGAUUACAGAGACACCCCGCUGGCGAAAAGACGCACAAGUGAUCAUAAUGCUGUAAUGUUGUUCAAACGUGGCCCUUGAGCGUUUAAAACUUGCAGUUGAAGCGUGAUCUGGAGCAGAAUGAGUUAAACGGCUCAUCUGUGCGCAAAGCCGAGCGCAGCUCCUCACCGGCAGCAUCUCGAUCGCCGGCCCGGUAAUCAUGUCCGGUAAUGGGACCGAGGAAGCGCCCGACGACAGCACAGAGAUGGAGCAAAAAAGGUUGGAGAGCGGUACUAUGAAGACAGACUUGGAGGCCGGGAGUUGCGGCGCUGCCAUCCAUUGUCGAGAUGUGUGUCGUUCAUAUGGGAAACUUAAAGUCCUCAACAAUCUCAACCUGACAGUGCCUCAAGGCCAAAUCUAUGGGCUGCUGGGGCCAAGUGGCUGUGGGAAAACUACAUUGUUGAAAUGCAUUGUGGGAACUCUAAAGAUCUCACAUGGUCAUAUCACAGUGUUGGGGAAACCACCAGCUUUCCCGGGACAUGAAGUGCCAGGAAGGAUGGUGGGGUACAUGCCACAGGAUAUAGCUCUGUACAAUGAGUUCACUAUCAGUAACACACUAUGGUUUUACGGUCGAAUUCAUGGCCUUUCAUCUAAAGAAACAGAAGCCAGGAUGAAUUUCCUCAUUGACUUCCUAGACCUGCCACAGAAAAACAGCCUUGUGAGAAAUCUCAGUGGAGGCCAGCGGCGGCGUGUCUCACUUGGAGCUGCUCUGCUUCAGAACCCACAACUUCUCAUUCUGGAUGAGCCCACUGUAGGAGUGGACCCUGUUUUGCGGGCCAAGAUUUGGCAGCACCUAGUAGACAUUGUAAGAGGAGGACAGGUUUCUGUCAUUAUUACGACGCAUUACAUUGAGGAAGCCAGACAAGCCAAUACGGUGGGUUUGAUGAGGAAUGGUCGAUUAUUAGCUGAAGGUCCCCCAGAUGCUGUUAUGAAGCAACACAAUGCAGCAACAUUAGAGAGUGCGUUCUUACAACUUUGUGAGGACUCGGAUCAGAUGGGCUCCAAACAGAGUCGUCAGGGCCGUCCGCUGGACAGCAGCCCAUCUCCAGACAGCAUGAGAGAUGAAAGCAGAGAACCCAUUCUGAGAAAGAGCACUCCAGAGGACAUACCCAAAUAUAAAGCUGACUGGAAAGUGCGUGCCAGACACAUUAUACCAAAAUGGCGUAACAUUGCAGCGCUGAUGAUCAAGACAAUGGUUCGAAUGAGGAGAAUGCCUGGGUCCCUUUGUUUCCAGUUCUUGUUGCCUGUAAUUCAGAUCUGUCUGAUGUGCUUGUGUAUUGGUGGAGACCCCAAAGGCAUCGACGUGGCUGUGGUCAAUAAUGAAACCAGUCCCAGUGCCUAUAGUAAAUCACUGCUGUCUUUCCUCGACAACACAAGUGUCUACCAGGUGAGCUUGUCUCAUUCUGAAGCUUUUUCUGGUGUCUAUAAUGGGGAAUACUGGGGCGUCAUAGAGUUUGGGGAGAAUUUCACCAGUUAUCUAACCAAAAGGAUGCUGCAGCCCAGAGUCUCCAGAGAUGUGGUUGAGGGGGGGUCAGUACAUGUUUGGCUGGAUCUGACCAACAGACAAAUUGCCCUGAUGCUGCAGAAGAAACUCCAUGACGCCUUUGAGGCUUUUAUCGAGGCAAAACUGGGGAGUUUAUCAUACAUGGUGGCCGUCCCUAUAAAAUUUGAAGAACCUAUAUAUGGCAAUAAGAACACAGAUUUCACAACUUUUGUGACACCAGGAGCUGUUUUGAGCAUCACAUUUUACCUGGCAGUGGGGUUGACUGCUCUGUCCUUUGUGUUAGAAAGAAAGGAGGGGCUACUGGACAGGUGCUGGGUGGCAGGCGUAAGUUCUCUGGAGACCAUGCUGGCACACCUCUUCUCACAGCUGUUUGUUAUCAGUGUUCAGAUCAUCCUCCUGCUGAUCUUCAUCCUGCUGGUCUUCAAAAUUCCUAAUGAAGGAUCUCUGGCUUUGGUGAUCUCACUGAUCGUGCUGCAGGGAGUGACGGGAAUCUCCUUUGGACUGGUCAUUUCCUCUGCUAUCGAUGACGAGCAGUCGGCCAAUCAGGCCGCUCUCGGAAUCUUCUACCCCAACCUCAUUAUUAGCGGUGUUAUCUGGCCAGUUGAGUGUAUCCCGUAUCCUCUGCGUUAUUUGAGUCUAGUCCUGCCCCAGACCUACGCGUCUGAAGCCCUGCGCUGCAUCAUGUACAGAGGUUGGGGUCUUUCCCGUAUGAUGGUCUGGCGAGGUUUUGCAGUCACUCUGGGCUGGAACACAUUCUUCCUAAUUCUGGCAACGGUCAUUCUGAAGCUGAGAACGUGAGAGGCUCUGCCAAGGAAAGGUGCUUCAGAUGGGGUAUAGUGGUGUCAGAUGAGGCCAAAAGAUGACUGACUCAUGGAUUCGCCAAUCUGAGCCUCUCUCUCUUUCAAUAUGCCAUUCACCCAAAACUGGCCUCCCAAGGACCAUCAGUGUGAAACUCAGGGCAUCCCUCAACCAGCUAAGAGACCUAUUUAAUAAACAGUUUACUGACAAUGUGACACAUAACUCUUAUCAUGAGUUUCACACGGGCUUCAAUUAUUUAAAAAAUCCACCAAGUGUUGAAGCCAACUGUUGGAACUUUCCAUAGACACUUUUUCUCUGUGGUUUAUGUAAUGUGUCAUGAAUUAAAAUUCACUAACUAGGUUUUUAGUGCAUGUUCCAUAUGCCUUGUCUGUGCCAGUAAACCUUAGACUGGGUACAACCAAACACCCAAACCCUUGUACUCCCUCAUCCUGAACAGAAAGAGCACUGCUUAGCAAGGAUUCUUCACUGGGCACAGUUCACCCUUGCAUAGAAGUGUUUGGUUUUCCAAACUGCUGCUUUUGUUUUGUUUUUUUGUUUUUUUAUGAUAAAUGUUUUUAGAUGAGCAAUCUGGGUGUUAAUAAUCCAUCAAGUGCCAUAAAGAAAAUGAAGGAAUAACUGCACUGUUUACAUUUGAGCACAUAGCAGGCCAAAGUUAAACCUGCAAGUUGGAACUGAAAAAACAAGUUUAGUCCUGUGUUUUAAUAUAUAUUGUAUUUGAAAGACAGCAGCACAAACUGCAUUACAAUGCAAGCCAUAUGCUGAGUUACUUGGACUAGUGAAAAUAGUUAGAAUAUUUUAGUGUGCAAUAUUUGAUGAGCAGAAUGCUUAUUUUAAAUAGAUACUAAUUGGUUUGGGGUAUGAAUCUUGUGAUUUACUGUCUUAAAUGUCAACAAAUUUAUCAUGCUUUCAUGUUUUCUUGUUAUUGAAUCUUGAAGUCCAUUAGGAUACUUGAUUUCUAUCUUUACCUUCAAUGACCGGCUCCAGGUUCUGGUUUGGUUUAAAUUCUCUGAAGUCUCUACGCCAUAGUCAGACUGAACCAAUCUAGGCACUGCUUAACUCAGUUGAAAGACUUUGCAUGAUAAAACUACAUUUACAUUUGGUUGACGUUAUAUCUGAUAUCUAUGGAAGGCCGUUUCUGCCACUGCCACUGAAAAAAAAGGUUAUUGCUUUUUAUCUUACAGUUCUUUUCUUCACAAUUCCAAGUUAUAAAAUCAGAAUUGUGACUUGAUAUCACAGAAUUCUGACUUUUCUCACAGAAUUGGGAGAUAUAAAUUUGCUGUUGCGAGUUAUAAAGUCCAUUUUUGAGUGGAAAAAGGCCUGAUAUGUUCACAGAAUUGCGACUUUAUAUCUCUGACUUUAUAACUCACAGCUGCGAGUUUUUUAUUUUUAUUCAGUGACAAAAAUGGGCUUCCAGAGAUAUCUGUUCUUUGAACAGUUUAAAACGUUCACCAACUGAACACUGGCUUUUUAAUGUGAAUGAAAACGUCAACAAGAAAAUGCUGCUGUUUGAGAGUUCUGCAUAUAUUUAAGAUUUAUGAAACGGCCUUUUCAUUAUAGUAAUAAUGAUGCCUACACUGGAAUUUUAUGGUAUGUUUUGAUAGAACGUGACAGUUGAUUUUAGGACUAGCGCUUUGUUGGUUCUAGAUUUUUUUUUGUGUCUGGCUCCGGUUGAGACAAAUGUUUGGCAAAGGUUUGUUAAGUACUGUGCCAUUUUGAAAGGUCAUCGUGUCACCUUUAUACACACACAAGACCAUUCUUUGCUACCUCUUGAAUUGUUGUGUAUAAAGCCCUCAUAUGUGCACACUGACAUUCUCUUGGUGUAAAAUUAUCUUAUGACAUCUUUUUCAACAAUAAACCUUUUUUAAUAAGAUCUUUA
Molecule: messenger RNA, 4263 nt
Organism: Puntigrus tetrazona (Sumatra barb)
Lineage: Eukaryota; Metazoa; Chordata; Actinopteri; Cypriniformes; Cyprinidae
Gene: abch1
Product: ATP-binding cassette, sub-family H, member 1
Exons: 20
Coding region: 225-2366 (713 amino acids)
Biological process (GO): transmembrane transport
Cellular component (GO): membrane; ATP-binding cassette (ABC) transporter complex
Molecular function (GO): ABC-type transporter activity; ATP binding; ATP hydrolysis activity
Source: RefSeq, a predicted model, not a curated record